AAACCCAUCCCUGUCAUGCAAUGACUAGUGAAAACAAUGAGUGCUGCAACUCUGGACGAUCUCCACCUCUGGGUGGACAAAAUGAUGACCUCGCUCCAAAUCCCCGACUAUAAGCUCGCCAUUGGGGGCAACACAACCAAAGGGGACGGCUAUUUGGGCGAAGUGACGUUCCUCAAAGUGGAAACCAGCGGGAAAACCUACGAUCUCGUCAUCAAAUCGGCGAAAAAAAGCGACGAGCUGCGCAAGCAAACGCCGAUCAAGGAGGCCUACGACCGCGAGAUCUUCUUCUACAGCAAGAUUUUCCCGCUGCUGGACGAGUUUCAAAGACAGAGAGGCGUCCAGAAGGCCUUCAGCAACGUCCCGAAGUGUUUCAGUGUUUCGAGCGAGCUGACGCGCGAAGCUGUGAUUUUGCAAAACUUGAAAAGUGACGGUUUUGAGUUACAUGACCGCAAACAAGCGAUGAAUCUUGACCACGUUCUGAUGGUUUUUCGCAAUUAUGGCAAAUAUCACGCCUUGUCGCUCGGUUUGAAGGAGAAAAAACCGGCGGUCUUUAACAGUCUUGGGCGAAAUUUGAACGAUCUGUUCGGGCUUUUUAUCACGAAAGCUGACCUGAUUGGCGUUUAUCGCAAGGAGUUUGAACACGUGAAGACGCUACUUGAGCCUGAAAUUUUGCAGAAAUUUGACGGCUUAGAGGAGGAUUUUGAGCGGAUUUUGGUCGGGCUUUCGGACGAAAACACCGAACCUUCGGUGCUAUUACAUGGCGAUUGCUGGAAUAACAAUUUCAUGUUCAAAUACGAGGGCGAGGACAAGUCAAGACCGACGGAAAUCUCCUUCCUCGACUUCCAGCUGGUGCGAGUCGGGUCUCCAGUCAUCGACUUGUCCUAUUUUCUCUACUGUUGCGCUGACGCAAAAGUUUUAGAAAAUUUCGAUUUCAUUCUCCAAGCGUACCAUUCGAGUUUUUGCGACUUUUUGGCCGAUUUAGGCUGUGAUGCUGAGGCCCUUUUCCCUUUCAAAAAACUCAAGGAGCAUUGGAGGGAGUUUGGGAAGUACGGCCUAGUCCAGUCGCUUUUCUUGCUCAAAAUCAGUCUGUGUGAUUCGAGCGAAGCCCCGGAUUUGAUGGAAACGGCCGAAAAGGGCGAGGAUUUCAAGGACUCGUUCCAGAUUAAGAUGCAAAAUCUGGACGUCUACAAUCGGAGGAUCAAGGACGUGUUCGAGCAUUUUGCCCACAAAUUCCUCUGAAAAUAAAGUUUGGAAAAAAAUACACGCUAAGUUAUUUCUUUAAACGCUGGCACUUCCUAAGUAUAAAUUGUAAACGCUGGGGGAAAUUAAUAAUAAUAAUACUUAGUAAACUCUAAAUCAAAAUAAAAAUAGCUAAGUAGAAAACAGUAAAUAUCUAUUGCUAAAGAUUAUUUAUGGUGUUGUUUACAGUGUGAUGAACCAAAGUUAAUUUUUUUUAAUAAAACACUAUAUAUUUUAGCAUAAUUAGAUUCUACGCAAAAAAAUAAUGUAACUUUAUAUAAACUACUAUAGGUCUAUUUCUUUUCGUUUCGGAAUUAUUCAACUUUUCGUCAUAAAAAAAACAAUUUUUGAAAAAUUACUGCAAAGUCACCUAUGAAUAUUUUUCGGCAAAUUUACAACCGAAAAAUUCAGAAUACUUUGUAGUUUUAGGAAAUAGUUGAUUUUUAGUUAAAGUACGCAGAUAAUAUACAGGAUGUUCUAAAAAAAAGUUGAAUAACUCAUGUUUUUGAAAUAAAAGACCAUUUUUUUUAUGUAUGGAUAUUUUUGAUAAGCUUUUUAAUGAGAUGGAGUUUGCAUAGCAAAAUUAAAAUAUUUUUCGAGAUUAAAAAAAUGUAUUCUAUAACAAAAAAAAUUGUUAGCUAGUUUUCAUAGAAAAUAAUAGACGCAAAAGUUUUAGAAAAUUUCGAUUUUAUUCUCCAAGCGUACCAUUCGAGUUUUUGCGACUUUUUAGCCGAUUUAGGCUGUGAUGCUGAGGCCCUUUUCCCUUUCAAAAAACUCAAGGAGCAUUGGAGGGAGUUUGGGAAGUACGGCCUAGUCCAGUCGCUUUUCCUGCUCAAAAUCAGUCUGUGUGAUUCGAGCGAAGCCCCCGAUUUGAUGGAAACGGCCGAAAAGGGCGAGGAUUUCAAGGACUCGUUCCAGAUUAAGAUGCAAAAUCUGGACGUCUACAAUCGGAGGAUCAAGGACGUGUUCGAGCAUUUUGCCCACAAAUUCCUCUGAAAAUAAAGUUUGGAAAAAAAUACACGCUAAGUUAUUUCUUUAAACGCUGGCACUUCCUAAGUAUAAAUUGUAAACGCUGGGGGAAAUUAAUAAUAAUAAUACUUAGUAAACUCUAAAUCAAAAUAAAAAUAGCUAAGUAGAAAACAGUAAAUAUCUAUUGCUAAAGAUUAUUUAUGGUGUUGUUUACAGUGUGAUGAACCAAAGUUAAUUUUUUUUAAUAAAACACUAUAUAUUUUAGCAUAAUUAGAUUCUACGCAAAAAAAUAAUGUAACUUUAUAUAAACUACUAUAGGUCUAUUUCUUUUCGUUUCGGAAUUAUUCAACUUUUCGUCAUAAAAAAAACAAUUUUUGAAAAAUUACUGCAAAGUCACCUAUGAAUAUUUUUCGGCAAAUUUACAACCGAAAAAUUCAGAAUACUUUGUAGUUUUAGGAAAUAGUUGAUUUUUAGUUAAAGUACGCAGAUAAUAUACAGGAUGUUCUAAAAAAAAGUUGAAUAACUCAUGUUUUUGAAAUAAAAGACCAUUUUUUUUAUGUAUGGAUAUUUUUGAUAAGCUUUUUAAUGAGAUGGAGUUUGCAUAGCAAAAUUAAAAUAUUUUUCGAGAUUAAAAAAAUGUAUUCUAUAACAAAAAAAAUUGUUAGCUAGUUUUCAUAGAAAAUAAUAGACGCAAAAGUUUUAGAAAAUUUCGAUUUUAUUCUCCAAGCGUACCAUUCGAGUUUUUGCGACUUUUUGGCCGAUUUAGGCUGUGAUGCUGAGGCCCUUUUCCCUUUCAAAAAACUCAAGGAGCAUUGGAGGGAGUUUGGGAAGUACGGCCUAGUCCAGUCGCUUUUCUUGCUCAAAAUCAGUCUGUGUGAUUCGAGCGAAGCCCCGGAUUUGAUGGAAACGGCCGAAAAGGGCGAGGAUUUCAAGGACUCGUUCCAGAUUAAGAUGCAAAAUCUGGACGUCUACAAUCGAAGGAUCAAGGACGUGUUCGAGCAUUUUGCCCACAAAUUUCUCUGAAAAUAAAGUUUGGGAAAAAUA
Messenger RNA from Tribolium castaneum (red flour beetle), 3252 nucleotides. RefSeq lists its product as hypothetical. The record is from RefSeq and is a predicted model, not a curated record. Bases 37 to 1239 code for a protein of 400 amino acids. The transcript is spliced from 2 exons. NCBI's taxonomy places the organism in Eukaryota, Metazoa, Arthropoda, Insecta, Coleoptera, Tenebrionidae.